AUGCAGAUUUUCCUCACUGAGCAGCUUUGGAGACGGUGGAGAUGCCCAAAACAGAGAUUUGGAACGGAGCCCUUGUCAGAUCCACCUCAGUUAAACCAUGGGCUGCUGACUGUUCAAAACCUUCCCAACACAAUCCACCUAAAAACGGCUCAUGGACCCCAAGGUGGUCAUUACCUAAACAAGGCAGCGGUGCUGUCCGGACUCGGCGCUGCCCGAAUGAUCCAGCUUCUCCUGGGCUGCACCACGAUGGCCCUGGUGGCCCACAGCGCGGGAUUCAGCGCCACCUACGGCACCUUCUGCAUGUUCGUCUGGUGCUUCUGCUUCGCCGUCACACUGUUGGUCUUCACCCUGGACGUGACGAGGCUUCAUGGGUGCAUGCUUAUCUCCUGGGACAACUUCACCGUGGCCUUCGCCAUGCUCGCCACUCUCAUGUACAUCACAGCGUCGAUAGUGUAUCCCGUGUACUUUCUACGAUCCGAGUGCCCAUCCGAGGGAUGCGAGGUGAGGAACUACCGAAUCGCGGUCACCGUUUGCUCAAGCGUCUGUUGCUUCGCCUACGGAGCCGAGGUGUUUAUCACACGGGCCAAACCGGGGCAUGUGGUCGGAUACAUGGCCACCGUAUCCGGCUUGCUUAAAGUGGUCCAAGCCUUCAUAGCCUGCAUUAUCUUCGGCGCCCUGGCCAACGACAGCGAGUACAACCGGCACAUCCCGACCCAAUAUUGCGUGGUCGUCUACAGCCUGUGCUUCGCCGUGACCGUAGUCGUCGUUGCGCUCACCGUUUCUGGGAGGACGUCUUCGUUACGCUUCCCUUUCGACCGCUUCGUGGUCGUCUACACCUUCCUGGCGGUGCUUUUGUAUCUGAGCGCUGCCGUGAUCUGGCCGGUGUUCAGUUUCGAUAAGAAGUACGGAACCCCGGGGAGACCGGGAGACUGUCCGAGAGGGAAGUGCCCUUGGGACAGCAAGUUGGUGAUCGCCGUGUUCACCAGUGCCAAUCUGGUGCUGUACGUCACCGAUCUGGUGUACUCUCAAAGAAUACGGUUUGUCUCGCAUUCAUCAGCAUAAAGCCAUCCUUUCUCCAAUCCGGUGGAUUUAUGAAUACCGGCAAUUAGUUAAAUACAGACAUGCCAAUAAACA
Molecule: messenger RNA, 1134 nt
Organism: Pimephales promelas (fathead minnow)
Lineage: Eukaryota; Metazoa; Chordata; Actinopteri; Cypriniformes; Leuciscidae
Source: RefSeq, a predicted model, not a curated record